ACAACUACGACUGCGAAAAGUGCAGGAACAACGGCAGGUCCAACAACUACAACUGGUGGACUUACAAAAACCACUGCAGGUCCAUCAACGAAAGGACGAAAAACAACAACUGCCGAACUAGUGACAACCGCAGUAGCAACAACAACAUCUGUAGGAUCUACAUCCACAACAGAAGGAGCCACAUCCACAACGAUAGCAGGACGAACAAUGACAACUGCAGGACCAAUAACAACGAAUGCAAGACCCAGAACUACUUCAGCAGGACUUACUUCAGCUGCUGCGAAAACUCCAAGAACAACGGCAGGUCCAACAACUGGAACUGCUGAACUAACAUCG
Molecule: messenger RNA, 336 nt
Organism: Gadus morhua (Atlantic cod)
Lineage: Eukaryota; Metazoa; Chordata; Actinopteri; Gadiformes; Gadidae
Product: probable beta-glucosidase btgE
Exons: 3
Source: RefSeq, a predicted model, not a curated record